AUGGCCAACAGCGGCGGGCCAUCAAUCAAGGGACCUUCACCAGUCACGGAUGAAUUUAUUCCCAUACCAGAGGUGGCUUCAUAUCCGACGGGAAGUCUUGACUUCCUAGCCAAACUCAAAAAGCAGGAGCAGAAGCAGAAGCAAAGCGCUACCUCAUCAACCGGAGAAAACGAGUGGUCAACCCUGAGGUUGAACAUCAUCAUUGUCGGUGCAGGACUUGGUGGGCUCGCAGCGGCCAUCAGCCUCGCUCGAAGGGGGCACAAGGUCAUUGUGUUCGAGCAGGCUCCAGCACUAGGAGAGGUCGGAGCGGGAAUCCAGAUCCCAUCCAACUCGAGUAGGCUGCUCAUCAAAUGGGGAUUGAGGCCGUUCCUGGAAUCCAAAGUCGUGACGCCCGCCGACAUUGCAUUUCGGAGGUGGGAGAAUGGCGCUGUCAUCGGGCUGACCAGGCUGCUUCCGGAGUUUGAGGAGAACUUCGAUGCUCCAUAUUGGGUCGUGCAUCGGGCACAUUUCCACGACGCAAUGUAUCGGCUGGCAGUCAAGUUGGGAGUCGAUGUGGUUAUUAAUUCCAAAGUGGUGGACUAUGACAUUGAAAAGCCUUCGAUUACCAUCGAGAAUGGCAAGACUUACACUGCAGAUCUGGUGGUUUCAUCCGAUGGCCUCAAGUCUGUGGCCCGCAGUAAAGUAUUAGAUGGUAACGACCAAGCACCUCGAAGAACCGGGUUUGCAGCCUACCGCGCCACCGUCGACGUGGACAAAAUGAAGGCACACGCCGACACGGCAGAAAUCCUCGCCAAACCAGGGCUGAAUCUUUGGAUCGGAGACAUGCGCCACGUCAUGAGCUACACCAUAGCCGGCGGCCGGUCGUUCAACAUGGUCCUCUCACACCCUGACCGCAGCGACCCCGCGACAUGGAACCAACAGAGUCCCUCGCAGAUCCUGUCGGACAUGCGAGCCCAUUUUCGAGGCUGGGAUCCGCGACUGACAAAGAUCAUCGACAUGAUCGACACCACGCUCAAGUGGCCGCUUCUCAGUGGUACUCCGCUGAAACGAUGGGUGGCGCCGUCUAGUCGGUUCCUCAUCAUGGGCGACGCCGCACAUGCCAUGGUGCCAUAUAUGUCGCAGGGGGCGGCUAUGGCUGUCGAAGACGCCGCCGCGCUAGCCGAGGCCAUUCAUUUAGCCAAAAACCCUACUGACUUGCCUGAGGCCCUGAGGGUGUGGGAGGCCGUUCGCAUCCAGCGGUCCGGCAUGAUGCAGGAGGCUAGCUUGGUCAAUGGCAAGUUGUGGCAUUUUGCGGAUGGGCCGCUUCAAAAGGCCCGAGAUGAGGCUAUGAGGCCAGAAGUCGAGGGCAGGCAGUUCACGACGAGUCCGAACCAGUGGAGUGAUCCUACUACUCAGCGUUGGUGUUAUGGAUAUGAUGCCGAAGCUGAGGUCAGGAAGGCUUGGGCUGCCAGGCGUGCCACUGCCACUGCCACUGCCUCGAAAGGUGUGCGCCAGAACGGACAUUCGUGA
Molecule: messenger RNA, 1509 nt
Organism: Exophiala dermatitidis NIH/UT8656
Lineage: Eukaryota; Fungi; Ascomycota; Eurotiomycetes; Chaetothyriales; Herpotrichiellaceae
Product: salicylate hydroxylase
Exons: 5
Coding region: 1-1509 (502 amino acids)
Biological process (GO): secondary metabolite biosynthetic process
Molecular function (GO): FAD binding; monooxygenase activity
Source: RefSeq, a predicted model, not a curated record